AUGGCGGUUGCAAUUGUAGCCUCGCGAUUCUCAUGCAAGGAGUUCACGAAAGCCCACCCGCAGGGCUUCCUCGGCCCCGAAGACGCGGGCACUCAUCGACACCUCUUUUACCCAGCCAAAGUUUCCUACCACCUUGGCCAACCGAUUCAGAGUUCCAAUAUCUGCAGCCACGCCAAUAUCAACUUCCUUUACCGCGAAUUGCACGUCUCUGGAGCAGAGCCGGAUAUCGGCUGCAGUGGAGAUCUCGAUGGCUAG
This is a messenger RNA of Penicillium cinerascens, 255 nucleotides long. RefSeq lists its product as uncharacterized. The record is from RefSeq and is a predicted model, not a curated record. The transcript has a single exon. NCBI's taxonomy places the organism in Eukaryota, Fungi, Ascomycota, Eurotiomycetes, Eurotiales, Aspergillaceae. Bases 1 to 255 code for a protein of 84 amino acids.